UAGGUACUAUAAUUAUUUAAAAACGUUAAAAAUUACAAAUGAUUAUCAAACAACCCGUUAAAUUUUAUUCAUCCAGACGAGUGGUAUAAGUAAUAUUUUUUCAUUACUUAACAUGUUCAUUUUCAAAAGUGCAUUGUUUGUUUUUCUUUCGUCGUACAUUAUAACCCUCUGUAAUCUCAUUGUAAGAGAAACGAAUUCCUUACAAAUUGGCCUUGUUUGUCUCUAUGGAAUCAGUGGAGUUUUUGCUGGGAAAAUCCUGUAUGACAGAUACCAGCAUAUAAAUAUUCUUGGUUCACUAACAUUAAACCCCAAUGUAACAUCAUAUGUUAACAAAAUAGCUUCCACAUCUGCAUCACUCCUAUCAUUGGGCUUUCUGGCUUAUUUGAUCCUUUUUCUCUUUGAGGUGAAUGAACAAAGCCUGAAAGCACUCAAUAUAUUAUUAUGUGGAAUUGGAUCGCUUUAUAUGUGGGUGCAAUGUCUACUUACGACUUACUUAUCAACAUUAUACUAUGAUAAGAGGCUAACAGUGUGCCGAUUAUGUCUAGCCAAUGUGAGCUUCCUGUUUCUUGUUGUACUAGCCUUAUUUGGAACAGUCUCUGUUUUUUUACCAACAGAUAGUUCCAGUGGUAUUUAUAUGUGUAACAUUAUUGCUUCCAUUAGUAGCUACGUAAUGACAACUAUUUUCUGUACAUUUAUACUGUCUUAUGAAAAGGAAUAUAAAUAUUUUUCCGAGGGUAUUCGAUCCGACAUGUUAAUAGAUGACGCCUGUUCAUUGAAUAAUGCGUCACUCGACGAUGUUGAUAGUAUAUUAAGGACAGAAGAACCAACUUCAAGUACAAAUGCAACAAAAAGAAGAGUACCUUGUGCGGUUUUAUCCUGACAAGAGGCAAUGCCCUCAGUGGGCACAGUACUUCAUUCAAACAAGGUAGCUGUUAGGAACUAUGGCAGCUUAGACAAUACAAAUUUAGAAAUAUCCGAUACUGAUAACACAUUCUCAUCACAAGAAUUUGACUUAGUCAUUGACAAUGACAGUGGAAUGUCGUCCGGAGAAAAUGAUGAAUCUCUUAAAUUAAACGUAGAAGCAACAAAGUGCCUAAAAGUUAGUGAUGUAAGGAAUGAAAUUCCUUGUUGUUCUAGCGAUGUUACUAAUGUAAAAUCUGUAAGUGAAUCUCGUGUU
Leptidea sinapis is the source of this 1177-nucleotide messenger RNA. RefSeq lists its product as uncharacterized. Bases 113 to 880 code for a protein of 255 amino acids. Lineage: Eukaryota; Metazoa; Arthropoda; Insecta; Lepidoptera; Pieridae. The record is from RefSeq and is a predicted model, not a curated record. The transcript has 7 exons.